Molecule: messenger RNA, 597 nt
Organism: Hevea brasiliensis (rubber tree)
Lineage: Eukaryota; Viridiplantae; Streptophyta; Magnoliopsida; Malpighiales; Euphorbiaceae
Exons: 4
Coding region: 1-597 (198 amino acids)
Source: RefSeq, a predicted model, not a curated record
AUGGAAUUCAUUGAAUCAUUCCCAUAUGUGAUCCAGUACAAGCAUGGCAAGGAGAAUUUAGUGGCGGAUGCUCUUUCACACAGGUAUUCUCUUCAUAACACUCUUGAUUCUAAGUUUCUUAGAUUUGAGUUUGUUAAAGAGUUGUAUGCCGAUUAUAAGGAUUUUGCCACUAUAUAUGCUACAUGUGAAAAGUGGUGGGUUAUGGGACACUUUGGUGUUGCUAAAACUUUGGACAUUCUUAAGGAACACUUCUUUUGGCCUCACAUGAGGAGGGAUUCAGAGAGGGCGUGUUCUAGGUGGGAAACAUGCAAAAGAGCCAAGUCUAGAGCAAUGCCGAAUGGUCUUUAUACACCUUUUCCCAUUCCUAAGGAACCUUGGGUUGAUAUUUCCAUGGAUUUUAUCUUAGGAUUGCUUAGGUCUAAGAGGGGGCAUGAUUCCAUAUAUGUGGAGAGGUUUCCUAAUCAACAGAAGUCCAAGUUGCAGCCAAGUGAUGGUCCUUUGCAAGUGCUACAAAGGAUCAAUAAUAAUACCUACAAGAUUGACCUUCCUGACAGAUUUAAAUUUGAGGAUGAAUUCCUUUCAAUAAAGAGGGGAUGA